AUGGACAAUACAUUUCACAUAGAGGAUGAAUCAAUAGAAAGUCAAUGGAUAUCAAUUUUAGUGAUAGAAAUUCAUUGGUUAACUUCAUCAUACAAUCUAUAUUAUUGCUUGAUUGAUAGCGAUGAUAAUGAUGAUGAACAAAAGAGAUCAGAGUGUGUAAAAUUAUUCUCAAACUAUCAUUUAAAUAAAUUCAUUCACUAUUUCGAUGUCGAAGGUUAUGUAAAGUUCUUGGUUGAUUUCUUCUUUGAGAGAUCAUCUAAAGUAUUCAAUCAAAUUUAUAUAAGUCUUCAAUGCCAAGAUUAUAAACCAUUGGUACUUAUUAUUAUAAGAAAGAUUGUAGAUGAUAAAAGAUUCAUACAAAUGAAUCAAUCUGAUAUCGAAGAAUUGAAAAGAAGAAUAGAUAGUUAUAGUAAUAAUUUAAAAUUAAAUAGAUAUAAUUAUAGUUUUAAUUAUAAUUAUUUGUAUGAAAAGGACAAUACAAACAAUAAUAAAGUAAUCUCUAACAGCAGCAACAACAACAACAAAUUAGAUAUAAAAACAACAACAAACUCUACAACAAUAACAACUACACAAAAAUACAUUUUAUCAGAUUUAGUAUUGAAAAAUAUCAUUUCAAAGACUGAAUUCGAUUUUGAAGAUCAAAGGAGUGAGAAGAAUGAUAAUAACAAACUUUUUAACUUUAAGAAUUUCAAUACAAUUAAUCUUGCGUUGGUAUCGAAAAGAUUCUUUAAUAUAGUUUCGAAAAUCAUAAACAAUCUCUAUUAUGGUUGGUACAACUAUUUCAAUAUUGACAAUAAAUAUUGUUUAAUCAAAAAAACUCCGCUUCUAUUUGAUUAUGAAUCGAUCAAAUAUAUCAGAUACGAUCGAGGUGCUGAAUAUGCCAAUAGAAUGACAUCAAGAGUCGAAACAUUCCACAUAGAAUCGGAUGAAAUCUACUCCACUACCGGAGGGUCUUUACGUAGAGAUUAUUUAUAUUCACAUUCGCUCAGCCCGAAUAGUCAAGAUCGUACAUCAAUUUUACUACCAGCGUAUUUAGUACACCCACCACCAAUGCCAAACCUAAAGAAUAUCGUUGUUCAUAAUUAUAUGGGAUUCAGAGAAAACUAA
Heterostelium album PN500 is the source of this 1107-nucleotide messenger RNA. RefSeq lists its product as uncharacterized. NCBI's taxonomy places the organism in Eukaryota, Evosea, Eumycetozoa, Acytosteliales, Acytosteliaceae. The record is from RefSeq and is a predicted model, not a curated record. The coding region runs from base 1 to 1107 and encodes 368 amino acids. The transcript is spliced from 3 exons.